AUGAAACGUGGAAUGGAGGAGAGAUAUGAAGACCCGGCACAUCCAUUGCUUAAAAAGAAAAUUGAACCUGUGGAAGCUUAUCAAAAUAGAAAAGAGAGUCAAACUCUAGAGGAACUUGCUCUGUUAGAAGGUGAUGAUCAUGCUAUCGGCCUGGAAGGACUUAUAAUCAGAGAGAGAAUCCUUGGGCCUGACAAUCCAGCAGUUCUUUACAACAUCAGAUACCGGGGAGCUGUUUUAGCUGACUCUGGGCAGUACGAGCUUUGCUUUGGUUUGUGGCAAAGAGCGAUGGAGAAAUCCAUGAACAACGAUGAUUCAAUAAUAGGAGAUCUUGAAUCCUACUUAUCUGUAUUUGGAGAAAUGCUACAAAACAGAAUACUCUUAAGACCAAACUUCAUUGAAGACGCAUUCGAACUUCUAGUUGCUGCAAGUGAGAAACGGAGAGAAAAAUUACAAGAGGGACAUGAAAGCGAGGAACAAGAAAAAACGCUUUAUUAUGCUCUCUAUCUUUUGAUGAUAUACACCAAAGUUAAAGUUCAAAAUGCCAACAUGACUGACUUUCUUCAAAGAUUCCUACGUUUAAACCUUAGUUGCAGUGAUGGAAAUACUCUACUGCACUUAGCUGCGUGGCACGAAACUCCAAUUAAAGAAGGCAAUGUGCGAAGUGUGUGCAAGCUUCCCUGUGUUGAGACCAUGAAGUUAAUUUUACAUGCAGGGGGGGAUGUAAAUGCCGUUAACACCGAGGGAAACACACCUCUCCAUCUAGCUGUGAAGUUUAAACCUGCUGAGCCUAAAGAUGUCGAGAUUUUGAGAGAAAUGCUGCUGUUGUUCUUAGAUAUCGGUGCAGAUCCAAAGCUAGAAAACAAAAAUGGUCAAACACCACUGGACAGCUGUGAAACUGACGCGGCUCGUAUGAUCCUGUCCGAGAAAAGAGGACUCAGUGCCAUGAACGUCGUCGUCGGAGAUGUAAGUAACAUUAACAUAUUACUAUUUCGUAAAAUCAUUCAGUUCUUUGUCACGAAAUGAGAGAGUACUUACUUCCGUGUCCGUAUGUUGUGUUUAUGAUAAUACGUCACGCUUGUCUGCCCGUCCCUAUCUGAACGCCUGGAACCGGCUGAAUUUCCAAAGCCGUCUCUGUUUGAAUGAAACGAUCCAUUUAAUUAUUGAUAGUGGCAUGUACAGAAGGCUCAUAGAUUAUGCUAUAUGAUAUAUGUUGCGGAAUUCUUUUAACCCCGCUCCGCUGGUUCAAACAAAUCAAGAGGACUGUAUCUUUCGAUGUAACAACACGAUUUAAUGCAAUCCAACAAUCUACUGCGAUGUACAAUUCUCACAUAUUCAACGUUCGUAACACAACGAUCUAGGUAACUAAACGAUCAACGAUCAACGAAUCGAUCAACUCAACUAAAACAUUCUAAGUAUACAGUGGUUUUUCUACUAUCCUUGCGUAAGGCAGUAUUUUUACAUUAAUCAUAUGCACAGUAAAAGUUCCCAUUGUAAUGUAUCUAAAUUAAGAGUCUAUUACAAAAUCGCACGUUCUUUCACCUUAUUUAGCCUAAGAAAAUGCAUGCAGUUACAUCAUUUUAUAUCGUAGAUAUACUCGGACUUUGUAUACAUUAUUGUGAAAUCUAAUGUCACGAAAUCUAACUUUUGCGCUACAAAUGUCAAUUGCUAAUUAAUAUUUAAUCACAAAAUAAUCAAGUUAAGCAUCACCUAUUUCUUUCCCCGACAAUAUAACAAGCGGGGGCACGUGUAGUUUUAAAGCGGCCCAAUUGUUUCUCCGGUCAAUUUACUGACUAAGAACUGUUAUGAACUGUUCGAUUGACAUUUGCGAAAAAGAAUUCACACUGAAUUCAACGUUUUCCAAAUAAGAAGUUCAAAGAACAAAUUAAACUGAAAAACGUCAGGCUAUCACUAACACAUUUUUGUAAAUAUCUUUCGCCUGCGGCAGGAAAGGGAGUUUUCCCGAUUUCCUGUUUCAUUUUUCCCCUCACAACGUCUCUGCCAUUUUUUCCCCCCCUUCCACUAAACAGAGAGCCUGGUUACCAGGCUACACAAGUAAAGUUUUCGUGACGGAUUUAUGACAGAUCAAGGUUUAGAGGCUGCUAAUAAAAAAAACAGGUUAAAUAGUUUAGGAUAUAGUAAGUUUAUUGUACUAAAUCACUUUGGUAUCAUCUGAGGAGGCAUGUCUUUCCGUAUUCUCAAAGGCUGGAAAAAUCGGAGGUGGAAAUGAAAAGAGGAAAAAAGGAGGAGGAUUAGUUCCUGGAAGUGAAAAAGACCUUAAUGAAAACACUCAAAAGGAGACUAAAACAAGGGAAAUAUCAGGUAUAUAAGAGAAUCUAAUCAAGGGAAUAAUUGGUUAAAACAAAUAAUUGUACCCAGGAUCAUUGAGCUCCACUGAUGAGCCGUUAGGCGCCAUUUUAGGUGAGGUGAAAGGAGAGAGUGUGUUUUAAACAGAGAGACUGGGGCCAAUGGCCCCAGACAAUAUUUGGACUGUUCUCAUAGUGAUGGACAUAAUACAUGUAUGAUGAACAAAAAGUAAAUAAAUGUAGUUUUUUUGUAAAUAACAACAACAUGAUAUUAAUUUGAGGAGGACUCGGAAAAAAAUCCGAGUCCCAGGUGGGAUUUGAACCCACGACCCUCCGUGAUCUAGUCGGAUGCUCUAACCACUUGAGCUACUGGAGACUCUAUGGUGAGCAAGGGCCAAUUUGUGGGUCUCGACUGGAACCGCAUCACGCGCCUACACAGCCAAGCAAAAUAAAAUAAAAAUAAAAGCAAAAUAAGGCCAGCUCAUGAGUGUAACCAAGAGAACAGCAGGAGGAGAGACUGAAUAUCCUAUAGGGUAGUAAAAAAUAUUUCAAGCAACAUACCAGGUACAUUAUCAUGUUGAGAUCAAAUACCUUGGGUCUGAAAUUAAAAUAAGUAAAUUUAAAUUGAGAGGAAUCCCCCUUUAGAAUGAGGCAACCAUAGAAGAUUCAGUCUCUAAAAGUUUGAACCUCUCUAGAUGUUACACUAAGGUCACUGAGCGUGCGACCGAAGAAAAUUGUCUCUUUAUUAUGCUGAGAGACAAAAAGCAGAAAAUGGCAUCCUUUUAUGUUUAUUUCUUUAAGGACAAUUGAUGGAGUUGAGACAGCAGUUGGAAAGUGUCCAAGAGCAACUAAGACAGAGAGACGGACAACUGAGGCAGAUGACACAACAACUGACAAAUGUUCAAGGGCAACUACAGGGGAGUGAGGGACAAUUGAGGCAGAUGACACAACAGUUUACAAAUGUUCAAGGGCAACUAAGAGAGAGAGAUGAACAGCUGAGAGAGAGGACAUUGCAGUUGACAAAUGUUGAAAGACAACUACCGGAGAAAGAUGGACAAUUGAGAGAAAUGACACAACAGCUGUCAAAUAUUCAAGGACAACUUAGAGAGAGAGAAGGACAACUGAGAGAGUUGACGCAACAGUUGACAAAUUUGCAAGGGCAACUUCAAGAAAAAGUUGAAGAAAAUACCUCCUUAGAGGAAAGACUAAGGGCAAAAGAACAAGAAGUGAAUGAACUGGAAGUAUCUCUUUCAACAGCUCAACAAGCGUUAAGUGAACGUCCACGCCAACAGUCACCUGACUGGGUCAUUUCACGUGAUCAAAUUCAGCUGACAGAGAAAUGCAUUGGUAAAGGAGGCUGGGGAAGUGUUGUCGAAGGCAAGUAUUGUGGCUGCACUGUUGCCGUGAAACAGAUUUACGAGGUGCUUCUGAACCUUUCCUCUCAUAACAGAGAAAUGUUUGAGCGGGAAAUGAGCAUUGCUUCAAAAUGCCGCCAUCCUUGUUUGUUGCAAUUCAUCGGAGCAACAAACGAUGAAGGAAGUCCUUUGUUCGUGACAGAGCUCAUGGAAACGAGUUUGCGAAAAUUGCUGGAGCAGCGAUCUCUCUCUAUAGCUGAAGUGGCCGUUAUUUCUCUGGAUGUGGCUCGUGCAUUAAAUUACCUGCACCAAAAGAAACCACGCCCCAUCAUCCAUCGCGAUAUCAGCAGUGCCAAUGUGUUGCUAUGGCGACAAGCGGACCAAUGGCGAGGCAAAGUGUCGGAUUAUGGUGCUGCUAAUUUCAUGCAGCAUACCUUGUCAGUUUGUCCAGGUGCUGCAGUAUACAGUGCUCCUGAAGCACUUACUAAAAAACAGACUGUGAAGGUAUGUCGUCUGCUAAAUUUAUUCUCCAAACAGAGAGCAUGUUCACAGGCUAAUUUAGAACAUUUAGAAGGGCUAAAAAAUGCAUUUUAUGGCUGUGAAACAGUAGAGAAAACGUUGUGGUUUUGUGAUUUGGGGAUACUUAUUUCUGUCAAAAAGGUAUAUAAAAGAAAAAGAGGUUGGACCUCUGUGGGAUUAUCCCUUAAUUUUCUUCUUUAGUAACCACGCCCGACUGAUAUAUCGUCCUCUGAUGUAUUGUGUGAUAAGUCAGUGACCUUUGGCCUUGAUCGUCUAAUCAUCUAGAAUCAUUAAAUAAUACGUCCUUGAACGUUGUCAUUGGCCUCCACUCUUCGUCUCGCCUGCGAUAAUCGCACUACCUCUGGGGGGAGUCGCCGGUAAAAAACUUUGCUGAGUAACCCCCACCACCCCCACCCACCUCUUGGUAGACAGUCUAGACCAAAAGACCGAAUAUGUGAGUAUUUGGGUAAACAGUGAAAGAUUUUAGUGGUCAAGUUCCGUCGUCGAGUGCUGGGUGGAAUAAAGAAUGGUAUAUAAAACAUUUAUUUGUGGUUUUACAAUAACCAGAGUCCUCUUUAGGAAUAAGACCUAUGCCCUAGGAUUAUAGUAACUUGAAAGUGUUUUGUGCGUACAAAGGAGUCAAAUGAUACAUAAGGUGAUAAGUAUUGACAUGGAACUGAAAUGUACAAAUAUUUUUUAUUGUUAUCGUCUAUUUUUCGUCUUCAGGUUGAUGUGUACAGUUUUGGUGUUCUCAUCUGCGAGAUUUGCAUCGGGAAACUACCAAAUCCUGACAGGCGUGCUGAGCAAGUCGCCAUGGUGAAAAACAAAGUGCUAAGAGCUCUCAUUCGUAGAUGUUUACAAGACAAUCCUCAAGACAGGCCUAGUAUGGAAGACGUCAUUGGUGAACUAGAAAAACUAGUCUAA
Messenger RNA from Porites lobata, 5101 nucleotides. The record is from the annotation of a GenBank genome assembly. NCBI's taxonomy places the organism in Eukaryota, Metazoa, Cnidaria, Anthozoa, Scleractinia, Poritidae.